Messenger RNA from Carcharodon carcharias (great white shark), 14891 nucleotides. RefSeq names its product ArfGAP with RhoGAP domain, ankyrin repeat and PH domain 2 (gene arap2). Gene Ontology annotation, molecular function: protein binding; GTPase activator activity; phosphatidylinositol-3,4,5-trisphosphate binding. The transcript is spliced from 33 exons. Bases 42 to 5147 code for a protein of 1701 amino acids. The record is from RefSeq and is a predicted model, not a curated record. Lineage: Eukaryota; Metazoa; Chordata; Chondrichthyes; Lamniformes; Lamnidae. Gene Ontology annotation, biological process: positive regulation of GTPase activity; signal transduction.
UUGUAAAUCGUGGAGGCUGGAAUGAAAGUGAAAUCCUCACAAUGCUGUCAUGUAGUGAGGCUGGUGGCGAUAUCGCAGACUGGUUGAUCAGCAUUCAUCUGGAGCAGUACGCUGACCAUUUCAAACAAUCUGGUUACUUCACUGUAGGGGACUGUAAAAAUUUGAACAAUGAGAUUCUUCUUCAGGUUGGGAUUGCUCCAACAGGACAUCGUAAAAGAAUACUGAAACAUUUGAGCUCUGUGUUCGCGGAAGCAGAUGCAUCGAUUGUAUCUAAAAGUCCUGAUAAAUCGUUAACCAGAGACUCUGAUUUAGAGAGUGAUAAUCGGGGCUUUACUUUACAUAGCCCAAUUAAAAUUAGUGAUAGAGAAGUCGAGGAAGCUGAAAGAAGUGUUUCUGUAUCAAAGCUGAGAACGAUGUUUGUUGCAGGUGGCGUAACUUCAGACCGUACAGACCCAGUGAACAUUGAUGGAGGUAUUAACUCAAAAAACAAAAUUCCAUUUCCCCAAAUGCAGGGGAUUGAAGUGCAGCAGAAAUUUCCGGUUAGUAAAAACCUGAAAAUAGAUGCAUCUGAGCCAGGUGAUGCCUGUUUCAAUUUAUGUGAACCACACGAUAAUGUGGAUAGCAGACCACCACUUCCACCACGGGUUCAUCAGGGCACCCCACCACUCAAAUUCACUGCAGAUAGGAUGUCACUGUCUUCUUGCUCUGUUGAUUUCUCAUAUUUUUCCCUAACAAAUGAACAGACAACCUCUGUGGAAAUGCAAAGUUUAACCAGAACUCCGCCAGACUCGCCACUCUUUGAAUUUCAAGGUGAAAUGGUACUGAACGAUUUGUAUGAUGGAAGGCUGGACAGCUCUGAGCAGGUUACUUCAUGUCUUGUGAAGGCAUCUGAUCUUCGAAACAGGCCAGUGCCACAGCUCCCUGGCCUGUAUGCAACACAUGGAGUUACACUACAGUGUACCGGCAACAGUUCCUUACUGAAAAGGAGAAACCUCAACCUUUCACAUAUCUCCAGUUGUGAGGUUCCACAGAACCUGCUGUCGGAUGCAGCAGAUAAAAAUAAGUCAACGCCUAUCAGCCCAUAUGGGGAAACGUUCUUAUACCACAGACCUGAAGAUGACCAGGAGAUUUUAAGCAAUCAUCAUCAUCAUGGUAUGGAAACAUCAAUGAGAGAGAAUAAUGAACCAGAGAUAAGGAAUCAAUUAAGGGCCUACCAUGAUGCAAAAUUGUGCAACAGCAAUAUUGAGCAGAUAUUCUCACACUCAGAACGCUGUACACCAGACAAUGAGCCUGAGAUGGAAUAUUCUACAGUCCACGACAGUAGUUGCAAGCUGAGGUCAGCUGACCAGGCAGUGUCUAAAGACUGUUGCAACAUUCAAGCAGCAUAUAAGCAAAGUUUUAUGCACAGGGAGGAUCGCAUGCUGCCAUUUGGUGUCACAGGAGAAUCUACUUAUGAUGCAACAGAUGUUGAGCAUGAAUCAAUAUCACCCUAUGCUUGCUUCUAUGGUGUGGCAAAGAAGACAAAAGAAGGUUGGCUGGAUAAACUCUCACCACAAGGGAAUUGUGUGUUCCAGAAGCGAUGGGUUAAGUUUGAUGGAGAGAAUUUGUCGUACUACAACAAUGAGAAGGAAAUGUACUCAAAAGGAAUAAUCCCACUUUCUUCAAUAAACACAGUCCAUGGGUUGGGAGAUAACAAGUUUGAGGUGGUUUCCUCCAUCAGAACUUUUACUUUUAGAGUUGAGAAAGAAGGUGACAGAGAUGACUGGAUAGACACACUUCUCAGUGCAUUAAAAUCACAGUCUAACAUCCUUUCUCAACUGAAUACUCGAUGCGCUGUUACAUCUGAUAAAUUUGGUCAUCUUGAGCUAAGGGGCUACAAAGCUCGAAUUUUUGUUGUAUUGAGAGGCAGCAACAUUUGGCUUUAUAAAAGUGAACAGGAUUUUAAAGGUGGAAUUGGUAUUACAAUGGUAAACACAAGUGUGGCAACAGUCAAAGAUGUUGAUCGUAAAGGUUUUGAAUUAUCUACUCCAUUCCGAAACUUCAGCUUCACAGCGGAAUCAGAACGAGAGAAACAAGAAUGGAUUGAAGCUAUGCAAGGAUUGAUAGCAGAAAGCCUUUCAGAUUAUGAAGUGGCAGAGAAGAUCUGGUUCAACGAGUCUAACAGAAAUUGUGCAGAUUGCCGUGCACCAGAUCCUGAAUGGGCAUCCAUCAAUCUAGGUGUUGUCAUCUGCAAAAAAUGUGCAGGUCAGCAUCGAUCAUUGGGAUCAAAUAUUUCCAAAAUUCGAAGUCUGAAGUUGGAUACUAGUGUUUGGAGUAAUGAACUUGUUGAGCUUUUCAUUGUGGUAGGAAAUGAAACAGCCAAUGCUUUUUGGGCAGCCAACCUCAAAGCAGGUGAAGAAUUGGAUAUGGAUGCUCCACCAAACCAUCGCCUCGAAUUCAUCACUCAAAAAUACAAAGAAGGAAAAUUUCGAAAAAAACUCUCUUUUUUAAACCAGGAAGAACUAAACAAAGCUUUGUGUCAAGCAGUCGUGAAACAGGGUAUCUUGGAGACUAUGUCACUUGUUUUCAGUGGGGCAGAUGUCAUGUGCGCAACAGGAGAAGCCACUCAUUGUACCCCUUACCUGUUGGCACAGAAAGCUGGCCAGCGGUUGCAAAUGGAGUUUCUGUUUCAUAAUAAACUCUCAGUACUUCCAAAGAUUGAUGCACUGUCUAAAGCUGGCUUCGAUUCUAAUAACUCUCAGUCCAGCUUUCUGUGUGGUUUCCUGUACAAGGCUAUCAACACUACAAGAACGGUUACUGAGAAAAGGUUGAAGGAAGAAUUCCAUAAGCGAUGGUGUACCCUGGAAGGUGGAUUCCUCAGUUAUUAUGAAAAUGACAAGUCAGCCACGCCGAAUGGGAGGAUUGAUAUCAGUGAGGUCGUCUGCUUAGGAGUGGCCAAGUCUGAUCUUACAUGGGGCCCUGGGGUAAGUUCUACGUUUGAGGUGUUUUUGCUGUCAGAACGUGUCUUCUCCUUUGGAACUGAUAAUGUUGAAAUUCUAAAAGACUGGACCCGGGCUAUCUCCAAGUUUUUUGUACCUGCAGUGGUAGAAAUCCUGUCCAGGAGAGACUAUGAACUGAUUGGUCGACUCUUCUACAAAGAUGUGCAUGACCUAGAACACUGGAAAGCGGGCUGGUUUGCAUUAGAGAAAUCACAACUCUACUUCUGUCCUGAGCAGGACAUGGCUGAAGAGGAUUCAGUACAUUUAAAGAGGCUGCAAGAACUUACUGUCAGCACUGAGAUUGAGAAGCACAGUGAGAAGAGGGACGUCUUACUACUGGUAGAAAAAGGAAGAACUUUGUACAUCCAUGGUCACACGAAGCUGGAUUUCACAGUCUGGCAUACGGCCAUCAGGAAAGCAGCAGGUACAGAUGGUAAUGCACUACGAGACCAGCAGCUCAGCAAAAAUGACAUUCCUAUCAUCGUGGACAGCUGUAUAGCGUUUGUUACACAGUAUGGGCUUGGCUGUGAAGGAAUUUACCAAAAAAAUGGCACACCAUCACGAGUUAACCUGCUUCUGGAUCAAUUUAGAAAAGACGCCAGAAAUGUGAAGCUGAGAAUUGGGGAACAUCAGCUGGGUGAUGUGGCGGAUGUGAUGAAGAGGUUUCUAUUCGAAAUAGAUGAUGCUCUACUUACCAAGGAGUUAUAUCCAUAUUGGUUGUCUGCAUUGGAUGUACAAAAUGAAAAGGAAAGACUGGAAAAGUACCGAAUGUUAAUACAAACAUUACCACGAGUCAACCGGGUUACUCUUGCAGCCCUGAUUGGUCACCUCUACAGGGUGCAGAAAUGUUCAAAGAUGAAUCAGAUGAACACACACAGUUUGUCCCAGGUGUUUUCACCCUACUUAUUCCAAACAGAAGGUCAAACUAAGCAAGAAGUGAAUGUUACAGAGGAUCUUAUCAAUUUGUAUGUUCAACUCUUUGAUGUUAAUGAAGACCAGGUGAAACAGAUGGAGAUAGAAAAUAGCUUCAUAACGACAUGGAAAGACACACAGGUUGUGCAAGCUGAGGACCUGCUCAUUGAGGUGUACGUGGGGAACAAGGAACCUGAUUGUUGCUGCAUAAUUAGGGUUUCUCCAACCAUGACAGCAGAAGAAUUAACUCAAAUUGUUCUCGAAAUGAAAAGCGUUGUUGCCGAUGAGAAGGUUGUCUGGGCGCCAUUUGAAGUUAUAGAGAACGGAGAGCUUGAACGAUUACUGCACUACAGAGAGAAUGUUCUGGAACAGGUUCUCCAGUGGAGCACACUGCCUGAGCCUGAAUCUGCUUACUUGAUCAUAAAACAGUUUUCAGCAGCAAAUGCCAUCAAAAAGUACCUCGCAGAGAAUAUCAAAGAUCUUGGGAAAGCAGGGAUUCUGAAAUGGAGAGAAGAGCCAUGUAAAUUGUUAUCUGGAAAUAAAUUUCAGGAACGUUACUUUGUCCUGCGGGAUGAAAAGCUGCUCCUUUACAAGGAUGUGAAGAGCAAUAAAACAGAAAGAGAAGUUCCUGUGAAAUCCUUAAAACUCUACCUUGGCCUGAAAAAGAAACUGAAGCCUCCGAGUAGCUUCGGCUUUACACUUUAUUCAGAAAAACAACAGUGGUUUUUGUGCUGUGAUAAGGAAGAUGCACAUGUAGAAUGGUUAGCUAGUUUGCUCAAUGCACAGCAUGAAGGUGACCUAUGGCGGCUUGAUGGAAAAUUACAUAUUUCAUCGACGAUACUAAAUGCAAAACUUGGCAGCAUGGGUUUAACUCCAGUCCAAAAAAAGACUGAUGGAAGAAAAGUGGAACAAGCACAAAAGGACUCCAGGAAGUUGAAGUUGAAUGAUGUCCUUCAUCAGACACUUUGUGGAGAUACACAAGGGAGAUCUCAUCAGUUGGCUGCCUGCCUACAACACUCAGAGGUUUUGUCUGCUGAUGGACAGGAUCCAAAUAGGCCCACUUUACGCCCAGGUCAAACUCGUGCAACACAAAGCAACACAAAGUUAAGACGCUGUCAAGGAUCACAGUAUCCAGGUCAAGGCGAAGGCACUCUUAAUAAAAUGGUUUUUGGAACUGAUACAAAAUUACAUUCACAACUCAUGCAGGAGCUGAACAAUGUCUUUCUAAAAAGUAGUCCACCGGUAAAGAAUGAAUAAGUUUUUGUCAGUGGCGGUUUGCUGUUGCCUUCCAUUCUCGGGCAAGGCGAGGAAGCAGACCUCAGGUCUACCUCAGCUGAAAGGGAAUCAAACCCGCGCUGUUGGCAUUAUUCUGGACCACACGCUAGCCAUCUCGCCAACUGAGCUAACUGGUACCCUAGCUCAUCAUGCUCGUGACAUUUUGAUAGGAAAUUACAUUUGUUAUUCAAGCAAAUUGGAUUUGCAGCACUAUAAUGCGCUUUUUGAUCCUUGCCCUCAACCUUUGAGAGCGCUUGCUUUUACGAUUGUCUUGGUUUGCAGAAGUUUUAAUCACUUGAUUCAUAGAAUUUACUAGAUUUCGUCAAUUGAAAAAGGGCUUGCAUUUAUGUAGCACCUUCCAUGACCCCGUGUCGCCCCGAAGUGCUUUGCAGCCAAUGAAGCACUUUUGAAGUAUAGCCACUGUUGGGAUGUUGGAAAAAAAGCAAAAAGCAAGUCUGAAAUCUGAAUGUUUGUUGCUGGUUAUUAUAUGUCAUAUAUGAAAUUGUUCUUAUUUUGCUUUUUUAACACUAACAAUAGAUGUAUAAUUCAUAUAACUAUUAUCUGUUUCAUACUUUGAAAGUAUAAUGAUCAAAUUUAUACUGGUCUGUCUAACAAAAUUCAUCAUUGAAUAUUAUUAUCUAACUGAGAGUAUUUCAUAAAAAGGCAUGCGCUAGUUUAAUAUAAUGCUGAUUUAACUGCUUCAAAAUAUGCCGCCCCAUUGCAUUUUCAAACCAGCGAGCUUGUAUUUAUUAUCCCUUGUAUAUUUUACAGUCCAGUAAGAUGUUUAAUCAGAUUUAUAUUCAAACUUCAAAAAUAAAAUAGAGCCACAUGGGCCCCUGGUGACCUUCACCAUUGACACCAGACUAUGUGGAUUCAAUGGGUGAUCAUCAAACUUGUUUCUGAAAAAUGCUAAUGCCAGUAGGGGUGCAUCAAGGGCAACUGCCAGUCCGUGCAGACUGGUCUCCCCCACCUCCCCCACCCCUGCCCCCAAUCCUCCGGAGAACUUUGGUGAGACCUAUAGCCCAUGUUGUAACAAGUCUGAUAAUAGGACUGAAAAAAAAAUGUUGACAGACACUUUCACUGUCCAGUGCAGAAUCCAGGCAAAGACCAUCAGGGGUACUCCACUUUCUGUAGGGUAGAGGCUAGAAUCUCACCUCGCCAAGCAUGCCAGCCACCACCAAGCUGCUGAAUAGCAAAACCCAUGUGGUCUGGAGUCUGAAGUUGAAAUGAGUCUGGAGUGCAUGAUCCUGCCCCCUCUUCAUUACUGGCUCUGGAAGGGGACAGCAGGGACUCCACACCAUACAAGAUCAUAUGGAAGUUAAUAUUAACUUUACAACUUGGUGUAUUUGUGCCAUGGCCUAGUUUGAGACCUUUGCAUAUUACCCUGGCAUUGCAGGGAGAGUCUAUUGGAAAGGCAAUGGAAUUUGAAUUUGUGAUGUCCCUUUUGCAAUGGUCUGAAAUUUGUAUGGUUGUAACUGCUUAGUUCCACAUACACACACUAUCCUAUCAUCUGAAUAGUCCCCAAAUACUAUUGAGGAAUUUCAGGGAAUUAGUGUGCUAUCUAUUCACAUUUAAGUCUUAGCUUUGAAUGUAGACUGAAUUGUCUCUCCAGAUCCUUCAACAAAUUAGUGUGGUUAGUUGCAGGUUAGUUGCUUUUUGGAGUGAGCCACAACCUAAGAUUGUCCAAAGUUUAUUGGACUACCAAUCCGAAAAGUUUGAAACGGCACAUUGAAAAGUGCUUUUUAGAGGAUUGAGCUAUGAUGUACUUUUAGGCAUAGUUAAAAAAAAUCACUGCAUUUAAAUUAUUCCAUACCUGACGUGAAAUUGGUUAAAAAUCCCCCAUCUAACUGAGCCCAUUCUAACCUUGAGGGCUGUGGAAACUCAGUCAUUGUGUUAAUGCAAGACAGAGAUCGAAACAUUUCUAGAUAUGAAAGAUAUCAAGGGAUAUGGGGAUAGUGCAGGUAAAAAUACAAUGAGGUAGAAGAUCAGCCAUGGUCUAAUUGAAUGGCGGAGCAGGCACGAGGGGCUGAAUGGACUACUCCUGCUCCCAUUUUAUAUGUUCCUAUGCUCUGUUAUGAAGCCCAACUUGACCUCAGCUGUAUUUCUUAAGGCAAGAACUUCAACUCCUGACGGAGCCUGGAGCUUAUGCACCUGCACACACUGGGAGCAUGCUGCACAUGUGCAGUUCUGCAAUUUUUAAUGUUCUUUCAGCUUAGCACACAUGUGCAUGAAGAUAAACAGCGCGAAACCCCAGUCAGAUGACUAGAAGUGGAGCGCCGUCAAGGAUAAAAGUCCCAGGCAGGGGUCAGGGACAGGAUAAGGUCCCAGUUCAGUUAAAAAGAAAGGAACAGAGAGACAGCCUCCAAAGAGGAAAAAGGCUGCAGGGAGCAGACUUUAUGUGAAGAGAGCUCAAGGGAAACCCUGGUCAUUGAAGAGGGCUGAGGAGAAGCCGAGAAGGCCCAAGAAGGCAGUGGAAGGUUGGUGACUGCAGGCCAUGGGGUGAAGGUACCCUUUUGGAGCAAUAGUGUUCUGCUCAGCACAGACGAAGAGCUGAAGUUGUGUUUGUAAGUUUGUGCUUGAAUGCGUACUCUGGGAUCCAGGGGAACACAAUCUUGGGAGACAAUAUUAAAACCCUGUGAGGUGGGCCAUCAUUGAUGCUGCCUGAGUCGGAUCAGCUUUUGGAGAGAAUUUCCAGCUAAAUCUUUGAAGAAUUCCCAGGUUAGGUCUUUAAAAGUGAAGACUGGAAUCUCUCAUGAGAGAGACUGAGUUUCAACAAAAUUGGGUGGGUGUUUGAGAAAACUGUGGAAUCUGCCAUGGUCUCAUCUGUCAUUUAUUGUGAAGUGUGGUGUGUUCGAUCACAGUUUGUUUGUCAAUUCGCAUGUACCUCAAAUUAACCCUGAAUGUUAGAGUAUAAGAUAGAUAUUGUUAAUUGUUUUAUCUUUCUGACCUUGUGUAGUAAAGUUUAUUUUUGUUUGCUCAACACCUGUGGAAUCUCAUGGCAUUGUAUUAUUAGCAAAUGUCUUGAAUCUCAAGCUUUGUCUACUUUAAACAAACAUUAUUGGCCCCUAACCAAAUCUGACCAAAAACUUGGAGGUCUGGUCUAGGAUCAUUACAGUUCCUAAUGUACAGCCCCUAAAAAUAGAAACCUGGAAUUCCCAUGCCAGUUCUCAGAUUGUCUGCCAUAUCUUUUGCCAGAAACCAGGUAAAUGACCUUCAUAUGGUUUUUGCCAAAUUUACAGGGAGAACUCAAGAAAGCAAGUAUAGAAUAAAAUGGAUUUGCUUUCUUUAUCAUGAUGUGUAUCACAUUAUGUCACCUUGGCUCAGUAGGUAGCUCUCUUGUCUGUAGGUCAGAAGAGUGUCCAUUUAAACAACACAUUGGUCCAUGACUUUAUAAUCUAGGUUGUUGACACUCCAGAGUGAUACUUAGUUACUGCAAUCAUGGGAUCAUAGAAUCAUACAGCAUGCAUGUCUGUGCCAGUUCUUUAAAUGAAUUAUCCAAUUAGUCACACCCCUUGCUCUUACCUUGUAGCCUUGCAAUUUUUCCUUCUUAAGUAUAUAUCUACAUAACUUUACUGUUGAAUCUACUACCAACACCUUUUUAGGCAGUGUAUUCCAGAUCAAACAACUCUGUUCAUCUCCCUCCCUGGCACUUCUGCGAAUUAGUGUUCAGCGUAAUGUCCAAUGUUUAGCCAAAUGUGAAAGAUUUCAUGUCCUUGAGCAAUGCUACCACAAAACAGAUUGACUAGCCAUUCACCUCAUUAGGAUUUUGCUCGUGCAUCCAUUUGCCUACAGAACAAGUGACUACACUCGAGAAAAUAAUUUGCUUUGAGACACUUUGUAUCAUAUGUCGCAAUAUAUAAAUUCAAACAUCGUUCUAGAGCUCACGAAUGAUGUAAUCAUAUGGCUUUAUAUUAACAAUAUGUAUAGAAUCAAGUAGAUGAUAUCUGUGAUUUGCAUGCUUAGUUGCAAAAGAAGUACUUUUACAAUGAAUUAGGAGGGUAAUGAAUUCAUUGUGUUCUCUCUUACAUAAAAGUAGUGAAUUUGCUGAUGUUGGAAAUGGUAUGCAGUCUGAGGUUUAAGAAUUACAUUUUUCAGCAAUUACAUUCCUCUCCUCCAAUAAUUUGUAAAUAAUGAUCCAUUCUUAUGAAAUUAUUCUGCCAAAAGAUUUUGUAAAAUAAAAACUUCAAGAAUCCUAUUCACCUGUAAUAAAAUGUAAAUUUGUGGAUGAUCUUUUUCAGCCGUUCACUCCAUUUUGAAUAGUCCAUAUUUGCACUAAUGUAAGGUGGAGUUUACCCAUUGUUGCAACAGUGUACAAGAUGGUACAGUUUCAGCCUUAAUAUGUUAGAUUAUGGCAGCACCUUGUGAAAACAUUGCAAUAUCACUCUGCUAAUAGAGAAUUGUAAAGUUGACAGAAAAAAAUCAUUUGAAAUUUGUAAUACAGAUGCUCAGUUAUAAAAAUGCUGCAAGGGCUGAAGUGUUUUCUCAAUACCUCCUGUGGAUUCGCCCCUUAACUAGAAGAGAAGUAAAUCUUGAGUUCAGCAGUUUCUGCUCAGGCUGAUGAACACUGACAGUUGGAGACACAGUCAUGAAUUGCAUAUAUAGUAAUCAGUCAUUGCUAGGACCAAGAAAGAAAAAGAGGCAGUUAGGCAUUUCAAGCUCAUGAAUUUAACAUUGUGCUGUAAAUAAUACAACAGCCCAGACUAGCAGAAGUUUAACUGCCUAUCAGAAUCUCAAACUGACUGUGGCCUAAGUCCUUAUUGGUAUCACACGGAUGCACUGUUUGGCAGCAUGGAUUUCACUUCUAUUCCGUUAAUAGUUUUGUAUAUUUUAAGAGGUUCUCCAUCCUCUUAGUUGCUUCCAGCAACUAAUUAUGAGUUGGCAAGCAAAGACUGAUGGUUGAAUUGCCACCUGUCACACAGUAUAAAAGUGCAGUGUUACCAUUCUAAAGAAACUUACUGCAGUGCAGAUUUCACUCCCUAUUGACAUGUGCAAGUGGAAUUUUGCCAAGGGUCCCUGGUUUCCCAGCAUGAUUUAGGCAGAGGUUGGUGGAAACCCCUGGGAAAUGACAGUAGUGGCCUUUCUGGCUGUUUCUCCUUUUCCAGUGAAAUUCUGGAGGGAGAUUGGAAAAUGAGUUGUGUAGUUGCUAGGUGUUAGCACUGAGAAAUGCCAAUUUUGGACUGGACCUUAGUGGAAAGAGACCAAGAGAACUGUUCUUGGUUUGAGUUUAGGUUAUGCAUUCCACACCUGCGAAGAAAUGGACAAACAGCAAACUAUGGUAUUAUAUAUAAUCAUAGAACGAUAGAGGGCAGAAGGAGGCCAAUCGGCCCAUCAUGCCAGUACCAAAUUGAAAUUUAGCAAAAUUAAAUCUUUGGCUUUCAGUUGAUAGAUAUUUAGUGAUAUAAAUUUGGCCAAUAAGUGUAUUAAAUGAUAAACUAAUUACAAGAGAAAUUAGAGCUAUUUAAAUCGUUGAAUAAAAUGCCAAAUUAGUUUUCAUAAUGCAGAAGGUUCAUGUUUUAAUUUAUUAAUCAACGUUGCCUUUUUGUUGGACUACAAGAAGCUGUUUAUGCUUUGAAUUUUAUGGUUAGCGACAAAAUGACAGUGCUGACCUCGAAGAAACCAGCCACAAACAUCGAUCUAUCUGUGGCAUGGAUUUAACCAUUCCUAACAUGAAUUUCAUUCAGGUGAUAGCUAAUGGCACCUUCAGCAUCCAGCAACAAUGAUCUCAUCAAACAGGCUAAGGAACCAAUCACACUGAAGAAUUUUCACAAAGCAAGCCAGAAAUUAUAAAGCGCUGAUUACACUUCAUUUUUAAUCAUUUUACAGAGGGUUAAAUGAAGAUGGUGAUAUAACAUAGGAUUAAAAUAGUAGCUGAAAUAUUAUAAACUAUUUUUGAAAAAUUAAAUCUAUAUACAUUUUUAUCAUAAUGGAGAAUGCUGACAUCCAACAAAUAUAAAAUCAGAUUUUUUUCUGGGCCAGAGAGGUAGUAAAUAGUAAUUGCGGCCUAAAUUUCCAUAAAGAGAGACAGGGACUGCGGUUUAUCCAAAAUAGCGCCAGAGACCCGAAUACAAAAGUCAUUUUAACAGGGGCAGGUUGCACUUUGGACAAGUGCGGUACAUGGUGCCAGUUGCACAUAUAAUACUGCAGCUGCCUUCAGUCAGAUCUGAUUUUCAAAAGGAAGGAGUGGGAAAUAAGACUUGUUCACUUUGACUUAUCAGGAGAAGUUAUAAUGGUUGGAGAGGUAAGGUACCCUUUUGGAUGUAUCCAGGAACCCCUUAGGAUAGUUCUGAAAAUUUGCAGGAACUGCCACAGAAGUGGUAAAAAAUCAAUCAAAGGUGCCUGGCUUUAACCGAAGGGAGUUGGAGGAUGGAUCUGCUGGACUUAAAAGGGUAAUUUUUUUGCCCCUACUGACUCAGGUACCCAGAUGGCAGAUGGAUAAUGUGCAGAGAAGGGAGCAUUGUACCAAAGAAGAGACAAAACGGGGAUGGCACCUCCACACAUUGACCAUGUUCACUUUCAUCUAUGCUGCCAAUGUGAGGUCAAAGGGAGAGCACAGGCCAGGAGAUAUGAGCAGUGCAGCACACACCAGGAAGGAGGACAUCCAGGUUUUGCCCUCAAGGAAGGGUGUACCAAUCUUGGAGGUCACAUCUCACUAUGACUGAAAACCAAUGUAGAAGGCGGCUGAGGUUAAGUUGAAAAGUGAUCAUUGACAUAUGUAACGUGGUAAAACAACAGCUUGAACCAGUCUGUCAAUCCUCAUGCCCUGCCAAUGGCUGUCAAGGUUACCGAGGCUAUAAAUGUUUAUGCAUCAGGCUCUUUCCAGGGCUCAGCAGGAGGCCUUUGUGGAAUCUCAGAGUCAGCCACACAUAGCUGCAUCAAGGCAAUCACUGAUGCUCUGUUUGGGUCAGGUGGGGAGCACAUUCACUUCAUGGUUGAUGUGGCAUCUCAGACAGAGAUCUUCGGAGUUUGCACUAUUAGCAGGCCUCCCUCAGGUGCAGGAGGUUAUACAUUGCAUCCAAAUCACUCUAAGGGCUCCAAUUCAACAGCCACACACCUUUGUGAACCAAAAGUCAUUCUAUUCCCCGAAUAUGCAGGUUGUGACAACAGCAAGGUUUUCCUGCAUGACUGCAAGGUUCCCUGCUAAUUAUCAUGACUCCUUCGUACUGAGGAGUACUCAACUGCCUCCACUUUGUCAGCCACCUAUGCAGAUCCAUAGUUGGCUUCUGGGGAACAAUGGCUACUAACCUUUAAGGAGGGGAUCAAUGACCCCCUUCAGGCAGCUGCAAACUGAGCCAAAACUGAACUAUAACUAUACCCAGGAUACAAUGGAGCAGGUAUUGGCAUUCUCAAAUUGUGCUUCAGGUACCUUGACCACUCAAGUGGAGCUCUACAGUAUUUCCUUUCAAGGGUGUCCUGAAAGCAGUAGCGUGCUGCAUGCUGCACAAUAUUGUGCGGUGGAGGGCCAUACAACUGGAAGGGGAAGAAGCCAUGUCUGGAGCUCCAACAUCUGAAGAGGAAGAUAAUGAAGACGAGGAGGUGAAUGCCCAUGUCCAUUCUCAGGAAUCUGAGACGGAGAAGGAGGAGGAGGGUGACAAUGGCAGAGCAGCUGUGGUGCAUGUGUAGCCAUAGUUGAUUCUUUGCAGAAGGGUGUCUUCGCCAGUCUCUUCAUACUAAUCCAAAAUAGAUUUAUCUAGAGUCCUGCAAUCUCACACUUACCAUCAGCCAAUCCCUGGAGAGCAGUUUCUACAUUAGAAACAUUUCAAAUGGAAGGCACAGUUCCUCAUGGAAAUGCCCAUCUCCAACAAUAGAGAAAACCAACAUCAAGGAGUUUAACCUGGUUACAUAAAAAUGGCUGAAAUUAUCACCAGCAUAACCAUUAGCCUCGAUAUAUUGUAAACACACAACUUGACCAAUCUUCCACAACCUGGGCCCUUCACAUUAUUGCCAAUUCCUGUCAAUGAGGUGCCAAAGCCACCACCCUGUGCCAACUUAAACCAUUCCCACAAUGCUGAGAGUGCCAGUAGGAAGCAUGACUUCACACCCAAUACCUGCUGAUAUGAUUAUAUGUGCGAACAGAGAUGCAGCUAAUGCACAUUGUGCAGGGUGAAGCCACGACUGUGCUGGACCAGCUGUUUGAAUAACUUUCUGCAUUAUCCAUUCAUCUCCAUGGUGCAGUUUCAGGAGUGGACAACAUAUGCAACAUGCAAUGCUGCCAAAAACCUUGACUCCUUCUGGCACCUGGAAGAGCAAGGCUUCCAACGUAUUGAAAACAGAAAAUGCUGGAAAAACUCAGCAAGCCUAGCAGCAUCUGUGGAGAGGGAAGCAGAGUUAACAUUUCGAGUCGAACAUGACUCUUCUUCGGAACCUGUCCUGGGAGCGAAAACUCAGGUCUGUAAGUCAGUAUGCCGUUUAAAAAUCCAUUGCAUGUCAUUCAACAAGGGGCAGCUUUUACAAGGGUAUUUACUGGUGAGACUACAUAGCAUAAAAAGUGGAAAGUCAUGUCAAUCAAGAGAUUGGUAAGAUCCCCAUUUGGGAGGACUUGAACAGUGCACCCAGUGCAGGAGCAGCGAAUCACUGAGAGGAACUUCUGGAUGACCAUGCUGUAACUGGACAUGUGAGAAGUUGCUGCUAGUUCACAUUUGUAAUGACAGUAAACAGAAAGUGUCACUGUCAUUACAACCCAAAAUCUGGGCCAAUGUUAUUAACCAUGUGGUCCAUUUGGGAAUUGAUUAUGCGACUUGAGAGUUUAAUCUGUGGUUUAAGACACCAGAGAGUUAAUAAUUGAAAUAACAUUAUGAUUAACCAUGGCAUCAUGACUUCUGUGAACAUUGGAAAUGACAUUUUUAAUUUCCCAAAAUCGGAAACCGAUUCUCCAGUUGUGCAACAAUAUGAGAAAGAGCAGUGGGUUGACACUAUAUAUUAUGUAGGAAAGUGUCAAUUAGGGAAGUGAGGGUGAAACUUAUCUGACCUUUGUGCAGGUAAUCUGAUCCUCAAUAAAAAUGUUAUUUUUUAUUAGAUUAUGAACACAUAGAUGUUGAUAAAUGGAGUGUAUAUAGAUAUAAGAGCGAGCUGAGUUUCUGUAAUAGAAUACAAACUGCCCACUCAUGUAUAACUAAUGCUGCUACUGCCUUGUUUUAUUGGUAGAUGGGCAAUUACUGGUUUAUUUUAGACAUUAAAUAAUGCAGAGAUUUUUGUACUGGUGAUGCCUCAAGGUGAAUUAUGCAGCUGUCGUCCAUAAUAUUAAUGUAAACAACAGUUCUUUUGUAAUGGCUAAUUUGUCUAUUUUGUCAAGAUGGAUAAUGAUAGAAAAAUAGGAAUGUACAUUCUAUUUUUAUAAGUAUGUGCUUUUUGAAAUUAUACAUUUAUCGCAAGCAGUCAAACUGUCACAAAUCUUGUAAAAUAAAUAGUUAUGCAAUUGUAACAAAUGACACAUAAUUAAGGCCUGAUUUUGACUAUUGCAACAGCUGAUGUACUUUGACAAAAUAAAUACAUUUAUUGAUAUUGAAAUGUAAAAACGUUGGCAGUAUGAAUAAUGGUGUGUUUGGUUAUUUUUAAAUGUUUAUGUUGCAUUGUGAUUUUAACUUGUCUCCAUAUUCAUGAACAUCUUUUCUGUAUGAAGUGUCAAAAUUUGCUUUGGAGAUGAUAGGGAAAUGCACAGAACAUGAUUUGUGGGACUGACAUUUUCUUUGACUAGGUUGCCUGGUGAAAUAAAAGAGUUCUCCCAGUGAA